CUGAGUGACAUAGAGCCCCAGAGGAGGCUUGACGGCACUCUGAACUGACAGCCGACCAACGCACAGGUGGAUCCACUGAGAACAGCACCAUGACACAAAAUGUUGAUAGAAACAAGGUGUUUCAAACCACCAGAGUGCGGACUUCACUGAAGAACGAUCUCAGCUGGAUCCACAAGUCGAGACAGCCAAGGGAAGAGCAGGAGAACACCAGGAUGGAAGAGGCUGUGGUGGAGACCAAACCGAGAGUAGUCAGGCCGAAGUCAUAUGUCCUCUCCGCGGUGAAGAAAUUUGAUGUAUCAGCUAACCAGGCAAAGAGUGAAGAAGUUAUUCCCGGGGAGUCAGCGGUGGAAACCAAAGAUGAUACAAAGCCUCAAGCAGCCACUGAGCCACUUGUGCAGAAUGGUGAGCCGCAACCAGAAAUAUCAGUCACCGAUAUCAAAACAGAAAUCAAGGAUGCUAAUGCAGAAGCAGCAGUUGAACAGAUUAACGGAGAACACAUUGAGGCAGCUGCUGUGGUCGCUGCAGAAGUUCUUGUAGAAGAAAGUAUCCCAGAUGGUGAAGCACAAACAGUUGCUUCUGCAGAAGAUCCUGCUGUGCAACAAAUUGUGGACACAGUUGCAGAAAUCAAGGAAGCACUUGCAGAUCAAACAGCUGAUGAAGCUAAGAUCUCAGCAGAUGUUCAUGUGGAAGAUCCGGUUUCAGAAACUCCUGCCGUAGAAGAGGUCAAAGACACGGCUGAAGUCCCUGUUGCAUCUCCAGCUAAUUCAACACCUCAAGGUGAACGUUCAACUGAACCUAAGACAGUAGAUACAAUGAAUGUGGAGGCAGCAGCAGUAGAGCCAACCGAUCAGUCUGCAGAGGAGAGCAGUCCUGCAGAGCAUGCAGCCGAAGAAAUUAUUAAAGCUGUAACUGAAGUCGCAGUGGAGCCAUCAUCUGACAAGGGUGAUGUGACUGAUGCAAAGCCAGGAGAGGAGGCUGCUGUCCAAGAAAGUGUUGAAACAGUGGCUGAGUUAUCGGCAGAAUCUGCAUCUGAAUCGCCCACUCAAGUUGCUGCUGAAGCUGCCACAGAGGUGAGCUCUGAGAAAGGUACUGAAGAGGCUGCAAAGGAAACUGUUGAAGCUGUAGCUGAGGUUGCUGUGGAGUCAGUACAUGAAAUUCCUGUUGUGACUGAAACUGCAGAAGAAAAAGUCGCCCCCCAAGGCCAUGUAGACCCUGUGCCUGAUAUAGUUGCAGAUACUGUGUCUGUUUCGCCCGCUCCAGCAGCUCCUGAGACUGAAGUAAAAUCCGUUGAGUGUGAAGUUCAGUCUGCAGCCUCAGUAGAGCCGGUUUCAGAGACCACCGUUGAGGAGGUUGUUGAAAGCGUGGUCCAGCCUGUUGUCGAGCAAAGUGUUGAGCUGGCACCUGAGAGUGCAGCUGAACCUGUGGUUGAUGCAGUUGAACCCGUAACAGCUCCAGAUGCUGAAGUCACUCAGGAUAAGACCACCUACAAACUGAUUGAAUUAACGGAUGCAUUAGACGAGGAGAUACCCACAGCUGAAACUGUUCCCGAACCGCUGCCUGAUCUAAAAGAAACUGACACAGAGGAGACAAAACUGAUCCAAGAGUCUGAGGAGACUAAAAUCCCUGAAGUGAUACAGAAGCUUGUGGAGGAGCCACGAUACAUACUGAAAGAAACCAGUACUGGCAUACCGUUUUGUUCAUUCUGUGACACACUAAUCGAUGGAAACGUGAAGAUCACAUUCAGUGAACCUCUGGUGAGGUGCCACCCUGACUGUCUUAAGUGUGGUGUGUGUGCGAAGGCCCUGGGAGAUUUGCUGACCCCCAUGUUUUUGCAUAACCAAGUGAUCCAAUGUGAUGGCUGCUUUGCAAAAGCUAUCAAGACCUAAAGCCUAACUGGGACAAAUAUGUCAUCAGAGAGGACCCAAAGCGUUCUGUGAUUAAUGUGUUGUUUGGACUGAGAAACUCACCACUGCUGCCUUAACUGUGUUAACUGUGUUUCAACUCUGAGAGUUUUUUUUUAAGGACAUGCUGCAUUGUAAGGGGGAGGGAUUCUGUCAUUAAAUGCUUAUUUUGAAA
Messenger RNA from Notolabrus celidotus (New Zealand spotty), 2076 nucleotides. Its product is annotated as zinc finger protein 185. The transcript has 9 exons. Bases 90 to 1886 code for a protein of 598 amino acids. NCBI's taxonomy places the organism in Eukaryota, Metazoa, Chordata, Actinopteri, Labriformes, Labridae. The record is from RefSeq and is a predicted model, not a curated record.